AUGAAAAAGAAAAUACUUAUUACUGUUAGUAGUAGUAGUAGUAGUAGGAUUGCUAAUCGAGAUAAUACAUUUGCUCCCCAGGAAGAGGUCUUUCUAACGUUUAAGUUUAAGUUAUCAUUCUUUCCUUCUAUCUUUCCAAAGCAAGCUAAAGCCUUCUGUCCUGUAGUUUCUUUUGUGAAUUAUUAUGCAAAUAAAAGGAAUAUUAAGAUGCUCACCAAUAAAACCGGCAAUCCUAAAAUUCGAAACUCAUUUUAUACUUUAGAAAUUCAUUUAUGUAAUGAUACCUUUUUUGGCCUUGAUUUGAUCUAG
Echinococcus granulosus is the source of this 309-nucleotide messenger RNA. RefSeq lists its product as hypothetical. The record is from RefSeq and is a predicted model, not a curated record. Bases 1 to 309 code for a protein of 102 amino acids. NCBI's taxonomy places the organism in Eukaryota, Metazoa, Platyhelminthes, Cestoda, Cyclophyllidea, Taeniidae. The transcript has 3 exons.